This is a messenger RNA of Cordyceps militaris CM01, 1197 nucleotides long. RefSeq names its product cell differentiation protein rcd1. NCBI's taxonomy places the organism in Eukaryota, Fungi, Ascomycota, Sordariomycetes, Hypocreales, Cordycipitaceae. Gene Ontology annotation, cellular component: P-body; CCR4-NOT core complex; CCR4-NOT complex. The coding region runs from base 1 to 1197 and encodes 398 amino acids. The transcript is spliced from 2 exons. The record is from RefSeq and is a predicted model, not a curated record. Gene Ontology annotation, biological process: mRNA catabolic process; negative regulation of translation.
AUGAUGCCCUCGGCGCAUGUCUACGGACAUCACCAGUUUGGCCACCAGGCCGAGUCGUCCUGGAUGCACCAACAGCCCGGCCAUCAUCAGCAGCAGCACCCGCAGCAGGGAGGCGGCGCCUCGGCCGCGCAGCAGCAGCAGCAACAGCAGCAGCAGCAGCAGCAGCAGCAGCAGCAGCAGGCGCAGCAAGCUCAGCAAGCUCAACAAGCACAGCAGCAGGCGCAGCAAGCACAGCAGCAGCAUUACAACCGUCUCGCCAAUAACAACCACACAAACAACAACCAUGCUAACAACGGGAACCAAAAUACCGCGCAUAGCCAGCAGGAUAACGGCCACGAGCAUAUCUCCGAGGACAACCGCCGCACCAUGGCCUACAUCGCCGACCUCUUGCACGAAAACACCCGCGAGGCCGCGCUCCUCGAGCUAAGCAAGAAGCGCGAGCAGGUGCCGGAACUGGCCCUCAUCCUGUGGCAUUCGUUUGGUGUCAUGACGUCCCUCAUGCAAGAAAUCAUCUCCGUCUACACGCUUCUCAACCCUUCCCAGCUCACGGCAGCCGCCUCAAACCGCGUCUGCAAUGCUCUCGCCCUGCUGCAGUGCGUCGCAUCGCAUAAUGAGACGCGCGCCCUCUUCCUCAACGCGCAUAUUCCACUCUUUCUCUACCCGUUCCUCAACACCACCUCCAAGUCGCGACCCUUUGAGUACCUGCGUUUGACUAGUCUAGGCGUCAUUGGCGCCCUAGUCAAGAACGACUCUACAGAAGUCAUCAACUUUCUGCUGACCACCGAGAUAAUUCCUCUGUGCCUCCGCAUCAUGGAGACUGGCUCAGAACUUAGCAAGACUGUCGCCAUCUUUAUCGUCCAAAAAAUAUUGCUUGAUGACAAUGGUCUUAACUACAUCUGCGCCACCUACGAGCGGUUCUACGCCGUCGGUACUGUCCUGAGCAACAUGGUGGCUCAGCUCGUCGAAUCCCAAACUGCGCGUCUGCUCAAGCACGUUGUCCGUUGCUUCCUUCGCCUGAGUGAUAAUGCCAGAGCUCGCGAGGCCCUGCGCCAGUGCCUCCCCGAACCCCUCCGCGAUGCUACUUUCUCGUCUGUUCUGCGCGAUGACGCGGCUACCAAGCGUUGUCUCGCUCAGCUACUCAUCAAUCUCUCUGACAAUGUCGGCGACCCUAGCAACUCUGGCGUUUCGGGCAUGUGA